UAGGGCCACAUUUCAGAAUUUAAAGCCUGGACCUCAUUUUAAAUGGUCAAUAUUAUACAUCAUCGUAAAUCUACUUUAGAAACUACAUGUUUUUAGAAUGCGUGUAUGGAAGAGUUGUGUCCUUUUAUUUCAAUAGAUUGGAUCGGAUGAGAAAUAUAACUUAAUAUAAUACUAUGUCUUCUAUACUAUUAGAAUUUGAUGUUGGUCUAAUCUUAUCAUUUAUUGAUUUUCUUGUUUACAGUUUUUUUCUUUUUCCUAAAUUUAUACUGAAGUUCAUCAUUUUGUUUGAAGCUUAACACCUAGUCUAAAUAUAAAUAAAACGUCUUAAAAAACUCAGAAAGAAAUAGUAAAAGAAGAACCAAUUUGUUGUAAUCAUUACAUGAUUAAACAGCCGAACUCACUCUAAUUCCUAACCAAUAAUUGCAUAUUAACUAACUAAAAUGCUGUCUAUACUUUCAUCCUACGGCUAACAUUUUUUAGAUAUCAAUAUUGCAGAAAGGAUUGGUUUGAGGAAUUCCAGCAUAAAAAGACAUCUUGUGUUUUAAAUUUCAAAUAAAAAGAGUAAUGCCUUCGAAAGUUGAAAACUAAUUAUGGGCUUUAUUCUAGCUCAAACAUUUAAUUUAAAUCCAAAAUAAAAGCUUUUAAAGGAAAACGACAACGAAAAUGAUUAGGGAUGAGUCCCAUUAGCUCAAUAAAUACUUUUUCUUAUAAAUUUGAUGUAUAACUAUUAAUUUAUACAAAUAAUUUCCUCAGGGACGAACAAUGUGCCACGAGUGCGCAAUCAGUUUGCUGAUUUUUUGGCUAAGUCUGUUAAGACCUUUCGUAGAGAGUUACUUUUCAUUGGUUGUUCUAUUCUGGUCUGGUUACCCAGACCACUUCGAACUUGAGUAAUAGAAUGACCGUUCGACGUCAAAAAAAAAAAAAAAAGGGACGAACAAUUUUUUUUUUUUAACGGGAUGAACAUACCCACCAAUAUUCCCUUCUAAUCUUUUGACUCUGUUAGCGUCUCACGGCUCAUUGAACAUUCACUAUAGAAAUGUCUUACAUUAUCGUACGUCUAUCUUAGAAACUACAUGUUUUUUUUUCUUUGAACUAAUUCGAUAAACUACAUGUUUUUACGAUGCGUUUAUGGGAAGAGUGUGUCCUUUUUUAUAGUGACUCGGAUGAAAAACAUAAACAUCUCCGUUUGCUGUGUCCUUACUGCACGUACACUAUCGAGCAUAAUGUCUUACUGGACAUACACUAGCUUAGUUUUUCACAAAUUUUGUUUUUCAAAUAUUUUGUAAGUAUUCCUCUUUGUCGAUUAAAUAAAUUUAACAAAAAAAUAAAAUAAAUAAGAGUCGAGCAAAACCCCUACUUAGAAAGUAAUCCGAAAAGAAUAUAAAUUUAGUAAAACAUUUACAUGUAGCUAAUCAAAAGUUUGAGACGGCUCUAUAUGAAAUAUUAACAUGUCAUAUGGUCUCAUAAUGUUGUAAAGGGUCCCAAGCCCUACUAAAGUGACGCCAACUAAUAAGCAUUUGAUUUAACUUAAAACAAAUAGUUAACAGAAUACCAAAUACUGCUUUAACUACGCAAGACAUACAGUUCCUUCAACCUUCUCCUUCAGUUAAAAGCCCAUCUUAUUGUUCUUUGUAUCAAAUUCUCAGAUAUUUAUCAGAGAAUUUGAUUAAUUGAAAACUGAACACUGGGGAUGAUAUGGGAAACAACAACGCAACCGCCAAUUUAACAGAAGAAGAAAGCUCAAAGCUAGAAACCAAUGGAGUGUCUCCGUUGGAGAAUGUUCCCGUGGAGACCACGCAAGAUCAGGUGUUUCUUGUAGGUGAAGGCAAAGAUGGACAUACACAGAGGGAGAGCUUCUCUGAUGGUGUUACAGGUAAAGAGACUCCUGAAACAGAACCACAAAGCAAGGAAUUAGAUAAUGAUCCACAAGUGACCAAGGUUGAAGAAGAUAUUAGUCACAAUGGCUUGGUAGUGGAAACCAAUGAGCAGCUACAUAAAAAUACAUCAGUUGGAGAAGGUGUUGAAACUGUGUGUGAACCGACAAAAGUGGAAGAGUUCAAUGAAACUGCUGGAACUGAAGAAAAGCUGGUCAUGAAUGAGUCUCUAGAAGAAACUACUCCUGCAGGGAACGUUGUAAGGCUUGAUCAAGAGAUCUAUAUGGAACAAAGAACAGGGUUUCCUGAAAUCGAGCCCCAGGAGAUUCUGAAUCUUGACAAUCGCGUUCUUGAUGGUGAAGUUAUAAAUGAAGGAAAAGCCGACAAGGAGAUCUCUAAACCUGGUUCACAAGGAUCAAACGGUUUUGAAGAUUAUAAGGAAGAGAGGGACAUGGAGAUAGCAAGAGAAGCAAGUCUGAAACGCAUGUCUCGAUGCAGAUCGCUCCCAGUGAGCCACAAUAGUAGAGUUACGGGAGACUCGCCGGUUCAAGGAUUGGUUUCAGAGGUUGCGUAUCCUUCAAGAAACAAAACGGGUUUCGAUAAAGCCAAAAAGUCUGGCAUACUGCCUGUUUCUUGCCAAACAAGCAACAAAGUUCAAGAAACUACUGAAGCAAAAAAUGAAAGCAGCAAAGAAGCUAAACUUGAGAUGCGAUCUCCCAUCUUUAGUAAUGAUCUAAGAAUCGAGGAAAAGAGCGAUGAGCCGACAGAAGAAACUCCUUUACUCUCUCAAGACAAGACUGAGACAUACAAGGCAACAUUUGAUGUGGAAGAGGAAACUGUAAUGCUGAAGAGAAGCGAGACUGAGAAAAUAAGAGGCUUUGAGUUGUCUCUAGGGUUGUCGAUGAACCUCAGUGGGAGAUGUGGCGCAGAUGAUAGCUUCAAAGAAACCGAGAGCUCAGAAGAUAACUUGCUGGAGGAAAAACCUAACAUGUCUGAGACUCUGCUUGUUUCUUGUGUAGGAAGCAAAAAGGCAGAAGAUACUAAUGAUGUGAUAAGUGAAAGCAACAAAGGAGAUGUACUUGAGAUGCGGUCACCCAGCUCUGGAAAUGACCUAAGAACCAAAGAAAGAAGCGGUAAAUCUACAGAGGAAACUUCUUUACUCUCGCAGGAUAAGACUGAGGCAUACAACUCAACACCCAAUGUGGAAGAGAAAACUGUGAUGCUGAAGAGAAGUGAGACUGAGAAAAUAAGAGGCUUUGAGCUGUCUCUAGGGCUGUCCAUGAAUCUCAGUGGGAGAUGUGACGGAGAUGGUAGCUUCAAAGAAAUCAAUAGCUCAGAAGAUAACUUGGGGAACAAGGAAGCUAACGCGUCUGAGACUCUCUUUGUUUCUUGUGUAGGAAGCAGCAGCAGCAAAGCGCAAGAAGCUUCGUUACUUUGUCAAGACAAGACAGAGACAUAUGAGGCAACAAUUGAUGUGGAAAAGAAAACUAUGAUGCUGAAGAGAAGUGAGUCUGAGAAAACAAGAGGCUUUGAGUUGUCCAUGAAACCCAGUGAGAGGUCCGAGGCAGAUGAUAGCCUGAAAGAAAACAAAGACUCAGGAGACAACUUGCUGGACAAGAAAGCUUCUUGGGGUUCUAUGAGAGGCAGAGUCAGAAAAAGGAGCAAAUCUUCGCUAUUUGGAACAUGCCUCUGCUGCAACAUUGCAAUGAAUUGAACAGAUUUGCAUUAUUGGUCUUGUGAUUUGAUGGUUUUUUCUAAAAUUAUUAUGGGAUAUUGGGAAAACUAAAUGAAUGUGUGGAUUGGGUUUUCUGUAUACUUGAGAUUUGUUUUCUGUUUGAGGGUUCGAAAAUUAUAUUGUUCUAUGAUAUUUCCUUACAAUAUGAAAUUUGGGUUUGUUUUAUGUUAUUUCCUUACCGUAUAAUUAGUUAAGAUUAAUCAUGGUCCUAUAUGUGUCUCUACUUUGUGAAACACUGAGAGAAGGAAAAAGAAAUUCAAAUUGUGUUUCAAAAGUGUAAUAAACAAAGCUACAGAGAUUAAACUGCACCUCUAAGCUUCAACAAUAGACAAAACAAAACUGAAGCUGAAAGCUUCAAAGAAUUUCAGAAAAUUUGCAUUUGUUGAGAUGUAGUGAAGACAAAGGAGCAAAAACUAACAAGACAAUUAAGGAUAAUUUGGUUUAUAAGUCUCCAAAAUAAUAGUAAAUUAGCCAAUGUUGAUCAUCAUCUUGACAAAUUCAUCAUAGUUGACUUGGCCAUCACCAUCCAAAUCUGCCUCCUUUAUCAUUUGUUCAACUUCUUCAUCUGUUAGCUUUUCCCCUAGAUUUAUCAUUACAUGACUCAACUGCAAUAAAUUAGUAAAUAAAUUUGUACAUGUCAAUCAAACCUGUUAAUUAGAUCUUGUAGAGACUCAUACUCUUUCAAAACAUUAUAAUUAUAAGCAAACCCAAUCAUUUUUUCAGAAAAGAAGCAACAAGUUUUGGCCUCAGUCUGACCCUUCCGUUUAAAGAGACCUAUUAUCUGAAGACCAGCCCACAGUAGAUUUGUUAUAUACCUAAUUGAUGAUGUCUCUUAAUAAUAACAAAUUAACAAUGCAGAAGCUAGAAUAUUAAUACUCAGAAUAUAUCUGCAAGAACUCGAGCUUUAUUAAAUAUGAUUUAGUCUUCUUGAGAGAUCGACGUGUUUGAGAAAAUAAACUCGAAUUGAACUUAUUUGCUAGGCAUGAGUCAUUUCAAAUACACAGUUAGAAAGCCUCUGGCUAUGGUUAUAAUGCUAUCUAAAAAGGUUAUUAAUAAAUUGUAUAUAUAUGCAUGCCAAAAUGUGCAUAUAUGACUUUCUACGCACUAAUGCAACUUCUGAGGAUGUGAAGAAAGGUAUAUAUAUUUAGUUAAACUAGGUGAAACAUGUGCCCACCUGUCCAGAAAACCAAAUAUCAAACGCAUUUUACUCCUAACUUGUUUUUCGCUAAUUGUUUUUUUUGUCACUCCUCGUUCUUCUCCAAAGAUUCACAAUGCCAGCUAGCUCUAAGCCUUCACGACGGAAAAAUGUCUAGAAUAUUUUAUAAGACAAGUAUGUGAUCUCUUUAAAUUGGAAGAUUGCCUGGCGCUGUUGUCUGAUUUUUGUCAUUAAUUCAAAAUAUUUCAAUGAGUGUUUAGCUGGCUUUAUCAUCUAUCUAGUUAAUGCAGAAUUAAUUGAUCAAGUGGGUCAAUGAACAAAAUAUAACUCAUAGUUAUGAUGAUUAGCCUGGAUUUGACGAUUUAGCGAUAUAAAGCAUGUACCACUUAAGCAGAGGAAACAUUUAUGAAACUGGUUCAUGAACCCUAAUUAAAUUUGACAACUAAACACAAUAAGGAUUUAGCAAACAGAAAAUAUAAAAAAUUUGUGGCUCUAAAACAUUUAUAAAAAUAUCAACAGAGUUAAGACCGUACAUGCUAUUAUUGAAGAACGUUGUACAAAACGUAAUCCAGUGCAUGGAACUAAUUUGUUUAUAUAGUUUUAUUAAUAAGUCAAGGUUAUAUCUUACUAUAUACGCACUUAUAUAGAGACAUAAACAACUCAAAUUAAAGGGCCCUUAAAACUAAAAAAAAAACGAGAUUGAAAAAAUCACGGACCUCACUGGCAGAGAUAUAACCAUUUUGGUCUUUGUCAAAGACUUUGAAUACUUCUUUCAGCUCUUCUUCUGCAUCAUUUUCCUAUACCAUCAAAUCACGACACCAAAUUAACAAACAUUACCUGUUAUAGAAUAUAAUUAUUGUCUUUAUUUAGAGUAUAUCAAAUGGUUCUUUACAAAUGAGAGUUGUUAAUAGAGAAAAAGUAAAAGUCUUAUUUAUUAAAAAAAUAAUUAAAUUUCUUGACCAAAGCAAAAAAUAUAUAAUUAAAAGCUAAAAAGGUGAUUAAAUAUUUGCUAUAAUAAAAAAAAAACAAUUUGUCAAAAAAAAAUAUUUCUAACUACACUCAAGAAAUAUAAAACAGAGGCAUAAUGAAUGAGACAGCUCCAUUUUGACAACAGUCAUAAAUGAUACGAGCAAAAACAAUUUAGUUGAUGUAAUUGAUUGUGAAAUAGUACAUAUUUUGUAUCAAACUAACUAAGCAUGAAUAUAAUAACAUAUGGAGAGACCCCGGCACGAGAGAGGAACCUGAAGUUUGUUGGUCAUGAGGUUAAGAAACUCAGCAAAUUCAAUGGUGGCAUUACCAUCGGAGUCGAUCUCAGUGAUGAUAUCGUGAAGUUCUUGUUCUGUUGGAUUCUGAUCCAACCAACGGAUCACUGUUAAAAGUUCUUCUACCGUUAUACGACCUGUUACUGGAUUCCAAAAGAACAAUAUAUAUGUCACCCACACAUAUACUUAAUUUUAUAUAUAUUAUCAUUUAGAGAAGAAAGAGAGAACCGUCGCCGUCUUUGUCCAAGAGACAAAAGACCUCUUUGAACUCGAUGAUCUGAUCUUUUGUCAGUGCUGUGUCUUCCAUUGUUUUCUGGGGUCGUGAGAGAGAAGAGAAGAGAGAAAGCCAAAGGUUUAAAGUUGUUGAUGAAUCUCUGAUUUAUGGUCUAUAUGUAGAGUCGUGACAAGAACUUUCUACUUUGGACUCAUGGUACUUUUUCAAUCUAUAAGCCCUUCUUAAAUUAUUUAAAGUUAAAAGGGAAGUUUUUAAUUCUUGAGCUGAAAAUUUUAAUUCUGGUCACAUGACCCAAUAGCAUAAAAUAAUUGUUGCUGUUCUCGAGUUACUUUUAGGUCGUACAUAAUCGUCAUUACUCAUUAGUAAAGACUUAUUGUAUCUAAAACUCAACCGUUUGACUGUCUAAAUGUCCGUCUAACGGCUAAAACCACUUGGAUGUUUUGUUAUUGGAUCUAAGUGAUUAGAUUCACUAAGCUCAUAAAACUCUCCAAGCUUCAAGUCUCAUUGGCUGGUCUAAGUUUACUCUAUUAGACAUUUGUUUCGUUUUAAGUUAAAAAUAUAUAUUACCAAAGACACAUUACAGUGGAAGCCCUAUUAGUCUGAUGGUUUGACUAAGAGUUCAUUAAUACUUUUACACUAGAAAAUUUGGAGUUCAAACUU
Messenger RNA from Brassica rapa (field mustard), 6922 nucleotides. RefSeq lists its product as uncharacterized. Lineage: Eukaryota; Viridiplantae; Streptophyta; Magnoliopsida; Brassicales; Brassicaceae. The record is from RefSeq and is a predicted model, not a curated record.